GGCCCGUCAUGGAGACCGGCAGCAGCGGCACCAACAACAACGGCAAAAGACCUGCUGUGCGUUCACAUCCAUCCAUUCACCUUUCUUUGAAGAAAGGCCCCCACGGAAAAGCCAUAAGCUGAUCAUGAUCUUCAGUGCGAUAAUUGUAAGGACAGGAAAACCAAAUGUGAUCGAGGUUCUCCUUGCUCGAGCUGCGUUGCAGCAGAGCUCGAUUGCCAAAUGAGUCAUCGGGCGCCGGAGAAAAGGCAGCGAGUUCUGAUAUCUGCUCGCUACGAUGAAGCCAUGGAAAGUGUGGACCGCUCACUUCGAGAAGUUUCGCAAACGCUACAGAAACUCUUGCGAAACAACACCACCAACACGCAGUCGCAAGAAACCCCAAAAGGCUCUCCUGCUCCUCUAAUCAGCACUCAUGUGUCGAAUGUGUCCGGGUUGACUGAAGGUUACAGAGGUGAUUCGUCGUUCAAAGCCCAUGUCUCGAAAGUGACAGAUGCUUUAAGAGAUGCCACCACCAAUCCGGACUUUUCGAUUACUGGUCAAAGUCUUUCUGCUACCUUUAAUGCUUCACAAGUAAUUCAGAAUGCAGCCGAGAGCGAGGAAACCACUCCCAGUGUCGGUGAAAAUCAUGUGUCUUCAUUCAAGGUCGAAUAUCCAGAGUUACAAGGCAAGAUGCUCCCGUCAUCAGAAAUUGUGCUUAAGUUGCUUCGAUUGACGCAUAUGGAGAAGCAACGGUUCUUCAUCGACGUCCCGAUCAUCGACGAGCAUGAGUUUGGAGGCCUGUGUCAAAAGGUUUAUUUCGCAAUCAAUGACUACUCGUUGUCGGCCUGGGCAAUCGUCAAUACAGGGCUAUUCUAUUUGUUCUUCGGCCUGAAUGAGCACAAUUACACUCAAAUUGGCAUCACUGCUUCAGAAAUUCAAACAAACUCUCAAUUGUUGUCUGGUAACCUAGAAGCUGCAGUACAGUCUCUGAGGCUUUGUCAGGAUCCAUCAACGGAGGGAUGUCUAGCUUUGACACUUCUCGCCACAUUCUGCAUGAAGUCCGGACAAAGCGGACUGGCAUGGUCGUUGGUCGCGUCAGCUUCUCGGAUGUGCAUCGAUCUCGGUUGGCAUCGCUUGAUUCGAGACUCACUAGAAUCUAAAAUUUCGAGGGAAGAAAGGAUCUUCUGGCAAGUUUACAUUAUGGACAAGGGCAUGGCUUUUACCCUUGGACGGACUCCUUCGAUUCAUCAAUACGAUGUCGCAACAGAACGACCGACAUUUCCUCAAUAUUUACCAGAAGGGCCAGGAUACCUGUACCGUGGAUUUCUUGAGUUUGCCGUCAUUGUUGGCGACAUGCACAUCCAACUGUUCUCAGCAGCUGCUCAACGAGGGUCCCAACAAACCCGGAUUGAAAGUGCUAAAACGUUCGCUGCGAGGCUCAUUCAAGUCAACAGCGAUUCGAAACAGUCGGAUAUAGACAAUCCACCCCUCGAUCUCAUGUUCCAAAGCGCAACAACACUUCUCGAUAUCAUCAUGCAUUGUCUCAUCACAAUCGUCUACCGAAUAGUGCCCUGCGAGGUGAUAAACUCACAUCCUCUACAAUGUAAUGUCGGCUGCAUCGAAGCUGCGCGAGAAGCGCUCUUGGCAAUUGUUCGUGGAAGCCAAACCGUAGGACAGAAAAAUCCUACUAGCUGGAGCAUGUUUUUAAACAUGCUUUUUUCGCUAGUCCCAUUUGCAUGCUUCGUCGUACUCGCUGGGAACACAAUUGCAACGUCCUCAACCGAAGACUUAGCACUCCUCUCUGCUGCCGUGACAGCGAUAGAACCCAUAGCCACCAGCUCGCCAUCUGGUAGGAAGAUUCAUGAAAUUUGCAAGUCAUUUUAUCAAGCAGCCACUUUCUCAGUCGCACGGCAGGCAACAAUCCCAAGAGUGCCGCCGUUUCCUGCAACAGGUACACCUUUCAACCAUCCAGUAAGUGAGCUGUUAGAUGUUUCGGAAAGCCAGUUAUAUGACCAUAUAAUGGCGCCACAAGACUGGGAUGCGGUGAUGGCCGAAUUUGAAUUGGGAAUUGGUGUCGGGGCGAUGGCUUCGUUUAUGGAACCGUAUAUGCCGUUCGAUGGACAGUUGCCUUGAAUGCAAGACUUGAUGAAGUCAUAAUUCACAAACAAUCAUGGGAUGUGACGGAACGAAGAUAUAUGAACAGGUCGGAUACACUGACAUGCGUAAAAUAUAGC
This is a messenger RNA of Mollisia scopiformis, 2210 nucleotides long. RefSeq lists its product as uncharacterized. The transcript is spliced from 6 exons. Bases 220 to 2109 code for a protein of 629 amino acids. The record is from RefSeq and is a predicted model, not a curated record. Gene Ontology annotation, molecular function: DNA binding; zinc ion binding. Gene Ontology annotation, biological process: DNA-templated transcription. NCBI's taxonomy places the organism in Eukaryota, Fungi, Ascomycota, Leotiomycetes, Helotiales, Mollisiaceae.